AUGGUAGACUGUCGGGGAGGGAGCAAGUCAAGAAGCCUAACCCUUGAAGAAGCCACAGAUACAAUUCUUUUCUGUAGCUCCAUUGUUCAUGAUCUGGCCUACCAGGCUGCAACAAUAGCCAUCGAAAAGGAAAGUUCAGUCCCAUUGGAAGGUUCUCGGCCAACAGUUACAAUUCUUGGAAAAUCCACCGCUGACAGAAAGGAUCCACGCGGAAGACCUGCUGGAAAACGUACUUCAAAAUCCCUAAAAGUCAGGCAGAGGCGGGCAGAAGCAGAUGUAAAACAGUCUGCCAACAAGACUGAAAAUGAUGAGAAUGCCAAUGAAUCUAUGGUGCGUAAUGUUGGGCUUCCGAACGAGAUGGACAGUCUGAAGCCACCAAAGCUGGAAUCCAAGUGCAAUUGCACAAUAAUGUGA
Molecule: messenger RNA, 414 nt
Organism: Dovyalis caffra
Lineage: Eukaryota; Viridiplantae; Streptophyta; Magnoliopsida; Malpighiales; Salicaceae
Source: the annotation of a GenBank genome assembly